UUGAGCAUGUAGGAAAUAAUUUGAGUGGUUAUGUACUUUUAAAAUUUUGCUGACGUUUUAUUGAAAGUUUUAUUUUUCACCAAUUAAAUUGUUUGUGUUCGUCGGCGUCAGGUUAAGAACGAAAUUUUACUUCGAGUUGAAGUAGCCCAAUAAUCACUAAUUUUUUGUUAAUUUACUUUCUAAGGACUCGCCCAAUAAUGAACUUGGACGUUUCAUUGACUUUAAGCAGGAAGGAGAUACUUGUGGAAAAUUAUACCGUAUUCUGUCCCAACAGUUCUAUACAAUGUUUGGAUGUUACAGUGUGUUUCCAAUACAUCGGCAAAAGUGUCUCUGGUCCUUAUGAAAUUCAAUACCAGUUCGAUUUGGAUUAUCAAACAUUGCAAAAUGUUAAUAAGAGAGUGUAUUUUAAUGAAUCAGGAAAUGUAAUUUACUCCAAGCGUGAUAAAAUAAGACUUCCAGGCAAGAAUGUUACGUCGUGUGUGGAAUUCACUCACAUUCAUGUUCGAGAAAACAAUCUUGUGGACCGAUUGAGGCUUGGAGCCAACAGCAUCGGUUUCAAAAUAAAUUACAGUCUAAUUUUACCACCAAACUGCGAAAAUACGACUUUAUGUCCGAUUUUGGAUACAAGUAAAGGCUCUGUUAGAACGGAACAGUGUUGAUGAAAAUGAAAUAAUUAUUGGUGAAACCAAUUCCAGAAAAGUGACUGUUGAACUCAGCAGUUCUGGCGAAGUUGCGU
Xenia sp. Carnegie-2017 is the source of this 736-nucleotide messenger RNA. RefSeq lists its product as uncharacterized. Gene Ontology annotation, biological process: cell-cell adhesion; cell-matrix adhesion; integrin-mediated signaling pathway. NCBI's taxonomy places the organism in Eukaryota, Metazoa, Cnidaria, Anthozoa, Malacalcyonacea, Xeniidae. Gene Ontology annotation, molecular function: integrin binding. The coding region runs from base 198 to 659 and encodes 153 amino acids. The transcript is spliced from 5 exons. The record is from RefSeq and is a predicted model, not a curated record. Gene Ontology annotation, cellular component: integrin complex; external side of plasma membrane.